Molecule: messenger RNA, 1023 nt
Organism: Penicillium canariense
Lineage: Eukaryota; Fungi; Ascomycota; Eurotiomycetes; Eurotiales; Aspergillaceae
Product: ArsA family ATPase
Exons: 3
Coding region: 1-1023 (340 amino acids)
Biological process (GO): post-translational protein targeting to endoplasmic reticulum membrane
Cellular component (GO): GET complex
Molecular function (GO): ATP hydrolysis activity; ATP binding
Source: RefSeq, a predicted model, not a curated record
AUGUCCUCCGCCGUGGUUCAUGGCGACGACCUUGACAUGGAGCCCACGCUCCAGUCGAUCUUGAACCAGAACACCCUCCGCUGGAUCUUCGUCGGCGGCAAAGGUGGUGUCGGCAAGACCACCACCUCCUGCUCGCUCGCCAUCCAGCUGUCUAAGGUCCGCAAGUCGGUGCUGCUGAUCUCCACCGAUCCCGCUCACAACUUGAGUGAUGCGUUUGGCCAGAAAUUCGGAAAGGAGGCCCGCCUGGUGGACGGCUAUGACAACCUCAGCGCCAUGGAGAUCGACCCCAACGGGAGCAUUCAGGAUCUUCUGGCGAAUGGCGACGGCCAGGGCGAAGACCCCAUGGCGGGUCUGGGCAUGGGAAAUAUGAUGCAGGACCUGGCGUUCAGCAUUCCCGGAGUGGACGAGGCAAUGUCUUUCGCCGAAGUGCUAAAGCAGGUCAAGUCGCUCUCCUACGAAGUCAUCGUGUUCGACACCGCCCCGACCGGCCAUACCCUGCGCUUCCUGCAAUUUCCCACCGUCCUUGAGAAGGCCCUGGCCAAGCUCUCGCAGCUGUCCUCCCAGUUCGGCCCGAUGCUGAACUCGAUUCUCGGCGCGCGGGGCGGUCUGCCCGGUGGCCAGAACAUGGACGAACUGCUGCAGAAGAUGGAAUCGCUGCGCGAGACGAUCGGCGAGGUCAACUCACAGUUCAAGGACCCGGACAUGACCACUUUUGUGUGUGUCUGCAUUGCGGAGUUCCUGUCGCUGUAUGAGACGGAGCGCAUGAUCCAGGAAUUAACUAGCUACGGCAUUGAUACCCACUCGAUUGUGGUGAACCAGUUGUUGUUCCCCAAGGACGGGAGCGGCUGCGACCAGUGCAAUGCGCGGAGGAAGAUGCAGAAGAAGUACCUCGAACAGAUCGAGGAGCUUUACGAGGACUUCAACGUGGUGCGCAUGCCUCUGUUGGUCGAGGAGGUCCGCGGGAAGGAGAAGCUGGAGCAGUUCAGCAACAUGCUCGUCCACCCGUAUGUGCCUCCGCAAUAA